Oreochromis niloticus (Nile tilapia) is the source of this 899-nucleotide messenger RNA. Its product is annotated as hepatitis A virus cellular receptor 2 homolog. The record is from RefSeq and is a predicted model, not a curated record. Bases 119 to 631 code for a protein of 170 amino acids. The transcript has 3 exons. Gene Ontology annotation, biological process: cell surface receptor signaling pathway; immune response; positive regulation of T cell proliferation. Lineage: Eukaryota; Metazoa; Chordata; Actinopteri; Cichliformes; Cichlidae. Gene Ontology annotation, cellular component: external side of plasma membrane.
UCAAACAAAGACUGUUAAAAGCAAGUUACCUGAUAUCUACAGUUUCAGAUUUUGUUCCUGAAAACAUCAGCAUCCUUGGAUUUUUAACAGCUGGAGUUUGAACUGGAUAAAGGAGAAAAUGACUGCAGUGAGUGAGUCGCUCUGCUGUACUCUGCUGCUUUUUGUCUGUGUGUCUGCAGAUAAGAAAAACAUCACAGCUGAGUCUGGAAAGAACGUCACUCUGCCAUGUCAAGCUUUAAACACCAUCAUAGGUGUAGAGUGGAGCAGACCUGAUCUAAAUGAAGAAUAUGUCCUUUUGUACCGGGAUGGGCACUUUGAUCCAGGCAGUCAGCAUCCAUCAUUCAAGAACCGGGUGGAUCUGCAGGACAGACAGAUGAAGGAUGGAGACGUGUCUCUGAUUCUGAAGGAUGUGACGACUGCUGAUAGUGGAACAUACGAGUGUCGCAUCAGGGAGUCAAAGAGCAGAGGUAUUCAUGAAGGUGGCCCCAACAACAUCAUCACCCUGAGUGUUGUUGAUCCUCCAGGUCAGCUAAUAAUCGAAAAGGUCAGCGUGGGAGAGAAGAUAAAUGCUCCAUUUGGACUCAUAGUCGCUCAUUCAAUUUCUGCUGUGCUUCUUGUUGGUGGGUUUUGACCUACAGAAAACAUGAAGACAAGCAGACUCAACUGAACCAGCAUGUCUGAAAUUUCUCUGUUUGUUUUUGUUUUCAGCUUUCAGCUUUAUUUGUGAAAUGCACGUUACCACAGGUUCAACACUGUAAUGAAAUGUGUUAGAUGAGCAUAAGACAAGUCUUUGAGCAGUGUAAUACAAUACACACUAAUAAUAGUAUUGAGUAUAAUACACUAACACUAUAGGUUAAAUAAAUAUAUAAAUAUAAAAGAAAAAUUUAAGCACUAAAAUU